Molecule: messenger RNA, 1189 nt
Organism: Amborella trichopoda
Lineage: Eukaryota; Viridiplantae; Streptophyta; Magnoliopsida; Amborellales; Amborellaceae
Molecular function (GO): ureidoglycolate hydrolase activity
Source: RefSeq, a predicted model, not a curated record
AGAAUCAAUCGACUCCCAAUAUAUGGUGGGAAUUGGACCGGUUCUACCCAUUUCUAAUAUGGUUCAGGCAAAUCUUAUCCAAAUCAGCCUUUUUUUUAUCAAACCUAAACAAGACAAUGGUCAAUAUUUGAAAUCUAGGGCGUGCAGGUUUCAUGAUAACCGAAAUAACGAAUAUCCUGUCCAGCAUCAUUUUUCUUGAAAGAAACGGAACAAGAAAGAUGACCAAGCUUAAUUUCAACACGCUUAAUUUCAACUUUUAAGAACUCAUCCCAGCUUAUAUCAACUUUACAUUAUAGGGAUCACAAAGGUAUGAUCUGAAUAAGAAAUGCAUCUCCUCGGAGUCCCUGGUUGCGUAACAGGCUCUCUGAGCACCACUUGUUGCUUAUCUUCUGCCAAGAUUGGUCCAGUGGAAGUAAAGAAGAGGUUGUGGCCAAGAAUGAUUAAGUUGAAGGCCAUUGAAGCCACAGAAAUCAGCUUUCAGGAAUUUGGGCAAGUGAUGGAGCCUUCUCCUGAUGGCCAGGAAUUCGGCCCCCAUGAUGCACAGCUUGAGCUUCACCGUGGUAUCCCCAGGUUUUAUAUCAUGCAUGUAGAAGAUCGACCAUUUAGGUUCUCUCAGAUAACUCAUCAUGCAAGUGUUACGCAAUGCCUUGGUUCUAUUGGUGGUCAAGAGUGGUACCUUGGUGUUGCAAAGGCUUCUCUAGUCGAUAGAUCUGAAGUCAACGAUGACUCUGGAAGUGCACAUUGUCAGAUUGAUAACUUGGGAAUGAAACUUCGAAAAGCAAAAUCUGGACACUAUUAUCUCCCUCCUCUUCUUGAAGAUGUUCGCAUUUUCCUGGUAGAUGGUCCAAAAUGUUUGAAGCUUAAUAGAGGAACAUGGCAUGCGGGCCCUUUAUUUAGAUCAAAGACCAUGGAUUUCUACAAUAUGGAACUGAGCAACACCAAUGUAGUUGAUCGCACCACACAUGAUUUUGAACAAGAAGAUGGUGUAAUAUUUUUGAUUGACGACUAGUUCUUCAAAUUUAAAAAUUGUGAAAGUGUAUAUGGAAGUAGGACCUUGACUGUAAGAAAAUUCAAACAUUGGGUUCUCAAAAACAGCCUUCAGAAAACUUCUGGUUUGUACAGUAGGAAUCUACUGGUCACUAUGAAUAAAUUUAAAGGCAUUUUUUAUGAUCACUGAGAUGAACAAAUU